UAGUCGCUGGGAGCCAUAUCUGGUGAAUACGGUGGAUGUGGGAGCAAUUCGAAGUUGAAUUUAUGUAGUUUUGCAUGGUUUUGAUUGGUUGGUGACAUGCCACAUAUACACCCUAGUUCUGAAUGAAUGCGGAAAAAUCCUAGGCAACACUUAGCACCGGCUGUCCAAAAUAACCAAAUUCCUGUCACAUUUCAAUGUCAUCCAUACAAACUGCAGAAAGAUGGACACUGAAGAAACCACCGAAGAAAAUAAACAGACCAAUUCCACUUCACAAGUAAACAGUGCUCCAUCAACUUCGAAACUUCAUACCGUAACACCGGAAAUACAGAGGACCGUAAACAGUUGUACCAAGAGAUCGAACAGCUCCACUGAAAAUAGAUACAAAUGUGCUAUAACAUCGGAGCGGCUGACUCAGCUCAGAAAACUCACGGAAACUGCUACAAGAGACCACAAAGUUUUCACAAUCAAAGGUGGAUGGCCGAUAAUUCGGAAGGAAAUGCUGAAACGACAGUGGCUGGAAAAAGUCGAUCCUCCCAUGAAACAGAAAAUAACAUGCCUGGAUGACGUCACCUGCAACUUACCCGUCAAGCAAGACUGGGAAUCCCAGCAAACGUAUGUUGAGAAGUGCGAGAAGACAAUCUUAUCCCGCAUGCUCCAGAACCACGAGGUCGACUUCUACUGGAGCAUGAGGAAGGAGCCGGGAGAUUUGCAGCAUAGAGCCAACACUUUUAAAUUGAUAAACAGGUUCAGCAGAUCUUUGUUCGCUUCCAAAGAAGGAUUGGCACUUCUACUGCAGCAAUCCUAUUGGUACACCGAAAGCGGUGUGGCUAGCGUUAACUAUCCUAGGGUUUAUGUAUUAGGUUUUCCGGAUCACUACAACCUCUUCAUCGACGAUUUCCGACUGACAGCCUGCAUCGGCCUGCUGAAGUGGUUCGCCCAUAAGUACGAAACAGGGGACAAGCACGCCAUUCAGUCCCCAGACGGAAGAGUAUCAGAAACUGCCAUUUUAUUCGCCAUCGACCGGUGUAACGAUUACAUCGCCAGCCAAAAGCAUUUGGAUAUAGAUAAUGAAUUUGCUCAAAUAUGGGACCACGAAUGGGACCAGUUCUUCACACAUUUCCAUAUCAUUCUACACCAGGAUGGUUUAUUCGAAGACUUUUGUGAACCGUUACCAACAGUUUAUGCUAACGUUAAAUCAACUCUGAAAGAGAUGCAGAAAUAUUGGCCACAAUACGACAUAGAUGGAAUGAGGAAUAUUUGGAUACUGAAGCCGGGAAACAAAUGCAGAGGUCGCGGAAUACAGCUGGUUAAAGAUAUAACAGAUGUCGAUAAAGUAAUGAGUCUCAAAAUGAAGUACGUAGUCCAAAAAUAUAUAGAAAGGCCGUUAAUAAUAUAUCAAACCAAGUUCGAUAUCAGACAGUGGUUCAUGGUGACUUGCGUCCAGCCCUUGACCAUAUGGAUGUACAGAGACAGUUAUUUGCGAUUCAGUAGCCAAAUAUUCAACUUGAAAAAUUUUCACGAAUCUUUGCAUUUGACGAAUUAUGCAAUCCAAUGCAAAUACACAAAUGGCUCCGAACGGGACAAAGCACUGCCAGAUGAUAACAUGUGGGACUGCCAUACUUUCAAGGCCUACCUCAAACAAAAUGGCUGCAUGGAUAAGUGGAAUGAGGUUAUUUACCCAGGUAUGCAGCAGAGUAUAAUAUGUACGAUGCUCUCAAGUCAAGACACAAUGGAUCGUCGCAUGAACACAUUCGAGAUUUACGGAGCUGACUUCAUGCUAUCGGAAGAUUUUAGACCUUGGUUGUUGGAAAUUAACUGUAGCCCCGAUUUAUCUUUCUCGACCAGCGUUACAAGUAGGCUAUGUGCACAGUGCAUGGAAGACGUCAUAAAAGUUGUGAUUGACAGACGUAGAGACCCAAAUGCGGACACAGGUCUCUUCGAAAUGGUCUACAAGCAAAACUUCCCCAGAACACCACCUUACUUGGGGAUGAAUCUCUCCAUCAGGGGGCGCCGUAUAUUCAGAAACAGAAGCAGGGUAAAGUCAGAAUCCGAUAAAGCAGAUCGAGAAAAAGCCCUUAGGAGACUAAGGCGCAAUGAUUUCAUCAAGAAAGAAUUCAUGAAGGACAGCGAAAUAAAGAACAUCCUCCCGAAAAUCAUUCCCAAGGAGAAUUACAAAGGACCCGUCAUUGCGGACUUCAUCGAGGACCUCAAAUCUUUGAACGACGGUAAAGAUAGUGGCGUGGACUUCAUUCCAGCAAUCAAGUCAGAAGGGCACAAGAAGAAAUACGAAGCUAAAUCUGAGAGGGUAUCAAGAAAGCGAAACGCAAGAGAAAAUAGCAGAAUGACCAGCAGGUCCAGUAGCAGUAGUUGUUUUGGCGUUAGCAAAGAAUUGAAAAUGUCUUGUAAUGGUUCCAGUAGUUUUAACGACGUUUGGAAAGAAGGGACUGCCAGUAUACUUAGGGGAACCAAUAUUUUGAAUAAGGGUUCUGAUACCACUUACGGAACUGAUGUCAAUAAAAAUAUUUUCCUCAGCAAGAAUCUGAAUGCCUUCGAUUUGAAUAGUAUACUUAGAAGUUUUGAAAAAUGAAGUAAUAUAUGAAAUGCAAGAUAGUAAA
Messenger RNA from Leptinotarsa decemlineata (Colorado potato beetle), 2615 nucleotides. Its product is annotated as tubulin glycylase 3A. The record is from RefSeq and is a predicted model, not a curated record. Gene Ontology annotation, biological process: cilium assembly; cilium movement; protein polyglycylation. Lineage: Eukaryota; Metazoa; Arthropoda; Insecta; Coleoptera; Chrysomelidae. Gene Ontology annotation, cellular component: axoneme; microtubule cytoskeleton. Gene Ontology annotation, molecular function: protein-glycine ligase activity, initiating.